CGCCAACACUCACUCCUCCAUGCUGCUGCAGCUCCCCUGCUUGAACGGGCGAGCCACAACACAGUCGUCCAAAGCUCUCUCUCUCUCGCCAACGUCUGCCGGAACAACGUUACUGGCUCCUGCUUCUUCCGGCUGGUGACUCCACUUUCCUCAAUAUCUUAGAGAAGCUCGGAAACUGUCUCUGAACGGAGUUCCUCACUUCCUUGUGUGGAUCAAGAAACCGUAAAACAUACGAUUCUGUCGGUUUUUGUUGUGUAAACUUGAAUUCCUACAAAACCACUUAGGGCCUUAGGAUUUUCCUGGUUUGGCUGAAGAAAAAGGACGCCCACUUUCCAUCUCUUCCUCAAUGGGUUCAAGGAGAAAAGUUAAACUAUCAAGUAAAAAGGAACCCAAGGGUGAAGACAACCAAACUGACACUAUGCCAGACUCAACAUCAAAGAAAACGGCUAGAGAGCAUAUGGAACAGUUGGAGAGACUCCAAGAAAAGGAUCCGGAGUUCUUUGAAUUCUUGAAAGAGCAUGACAAGGAGCUUCUUGAAUUUAAUGAUGAGGAAAUUGAUGAUGAUGAAGAAAUUGAACUCGAUGAUGAGGCAAUGGAAGAUGAGAAGGAAACUGAUGAGCUUGAGAUGGAGCAGGCUUCUAGGGAACAAUGGAAUAAGUCCGUUAAAAAUGUAGUUACUAGUGAAAUGGUUGAUUCUUGGUGUAACUUGAUUAGAGAAAAGAGAAACAUAGGGGCAAUCCGCUCUCUUGUGAGAGCAUUUCGUUCUGCUUGUCAUUAUGGUGAUGAUAGUGAUGCUGACCCUACAUCAAAGUGGAGUACUAUGUCUAGUGGUGUUUUCAAUAAGAUCAUGCUAUUUGUUUUGAAUGAAAUGGAUGGAAUUCUUCGUGGCUUGUUGAACUUACCAGCUUCUGGGGGUACAAAGCAGAUGGUAGAAGAUACAAUGACUACUAGGAAGUGGAAAAACUUCCAAAACUUGGUGAAGUCUUAUCUGGGAAAUGCUCUACAUGUUCUCAACCAGAUGACUGACACUGAAAUGAUUUCAUUUACCUUAAGGAGAUUGAGAUACUCAUCUAUCCUUUUAGCUGCUUUUCCAGUUCUUUUGAGGAAGUACAUUAAGGUGCUUCUUCAUUUUUGGGGUACUGGAGGAGGGGCAUUGCCAGUUUUCUCUUUUUUAUUUUUAAGGGACUUGUGUAUCGAGCUUAGUUCUGAUUGCAUUGACGACUGCAUUAAAGGAAUGUACAAAGCCUAUGUUUUAAACUGUCAAUUUGUCAAUCCAACAAAGCUUCAGCACAUUCAGUUUCUUGGUAAUUGUUUCAUUGAACUUCUAAGGGUGGACCUUUCCACUGCAUACCAGCAUGCCUUUGUUUUCAUUCGGCAGUUAGCAAUGAUUUUGCGGAAGGCCCUUGAUUCAAAAACCAAGGAAUCAUUCAGAAAGGUCUAUGAAUGGAAGUAUAUAAACUGUCUUGAACUUUGGACUGGAGCAAUAUGUACAUAUUGUUUAGAAGCAGAUUUCAGACCACUUGCUUAUCCAUUGACUCAAAUUAUAUCUGGAGCAGCUCGUUUAGUUCCAUCUGCUCGGUAUUUCCCUCUUAGACUGAGAUGUGUCAAGAUGCUCAAUCGAAUUGCUGUUUCCACUGGUUCUUUUAUACCUGUCUCUCUGCUCCUUUUGGACAUGCUUGAGAUGAAAGAAUUGAACAAGCCUGCAACAGGAGGAGUAGGCAAAGCUGUUGAUUUGAGUUGUGUGAUAAAGGUGACGAAACCCACCUUAAAAACUCGAGCAUUUCAAGAGGCUUGUGUUUUUUCAGUGGUUGAAGAACUUGCUGAGCAUCUUGCUCAGUGGAGCUACUCUGUUGCCUUCUCUGAGCUGUCUUUUGUACCUGCUGUUCGGCUACGCAGUUUUUGCAAGUCCACAAAGGUUGAGAGGUUCCGUCGAGAAAUUAGGCAAUUCAUUCGUCAGGUUGAGGCAAAUUCCGAAUUUACAAAUAAGAAGCGUAUGACUGUUACAUUUCUACCCAAUGAUUCAGCUGCAUCAUCUUUUCUUGAGGAUGAAAAAAAGGCAGGCAUUAGCCCUUUGUCAAAAUAUGUUGGCACUCUUCGCCAGAGGGCACAACAAAGAAGCGAAUCUUUAAUUGAAUCGAGUGUUAUUGUUGGUGAACGUUCAUCACUAUUUGGAAGUAAGGUGAUGGAGGACGUUGACGAUGAUGAUGAUAGGGAAGACAAAGGUGAUGCUAUCUUCAAUUCGUCUUGGCUACCAGGAGGCAAUUCCAAGACAAAGCACUCGAAAGAGAAGAAGACAAAGAAAAGAAAGAGGUCAAAGGAUGGCGGUGUUUCUGAUGAAGACAUCGUGGAGGAUUUGGUGCUUAGCUCUGAUGAAGAAGGUUCCAUGAGCGACACACCUACUGAAGACAUCAGCAAGAAGCCGAAAUCAACUGUAGAGCCAUCUAAGAAGAAAGGUAAGUUUAAGCCAAAGAAAUCAAAAAAGAGAAAGCCUUCGAGUUAAUCAAUUAUCAAAUUCAUCGACAUUUUUGCUGUGCUUAGGAUUUUAUAAAACAAGAAAUUUCUUUGUAAUGUUGCUCAAGCCCAAUUUUGAGAAAAUGAGAAUCUAGUCCUAAUUUUGCUUUUUGUUUUCUCUGUUUUAAUGGUCAUUCUGUAUUACACUUUAAAUUAUUUAUUUGACCCCUUCUGAUAUUGGUGCUAAGUAAAGAAAAAAUUG
Messenger RNA from Ipomoea nil (Japanese morning glory), 2713 nucleotides. RefSeq names its product nucleolar complex protein 2 homolog. NCBI's taxonomy places the organism in Eukaryota, Viridiplantae, Streptophyta, Magnoliopsida, Solanales, Convolvulaceae. The transcript has 12 exons. The coding region runs from base 347 to 2500 and encodes 717 amino acids. Gene Ontology annotation, biological process: ribosomal large subunit biogenesis. Gene Ontology annotation, cellular component: Noc2p-Noc3p complex; Noc1p-Noc2p complex; nucleoplasm. The record is from RefSeq and is a predicted model, not a curated record.